Messenger RNA from Mucor velutinosus, 1398 nucleotides. It is a transcript of the gene DAK2, whose product is annotated as Dihydroxyacetone kinase 2. Gene Ontology annotation, molecular function: serine-tRNA ligase activity; tRNA binding; ATP binding. Gene Ontology annotation, cellular component: mitochondrion. The record is from RefSeq and is a predicted model, not a curated record. Gene Ontology annotation, biological process: mitochondrial seryl-tRNA aminoacylation. The transcript is spliced from 3 exons. NCBI's taxonomy places the organism in Eukaryota, Fungi, Mucoromycota, Mucoromycetes, Mucorales, Mucoraceae. Bases 1 to 1398 code for a protein of 465 amino acids.
AUGUUGAAACAUCUUAUAUCAAAGCAUCAUAUUACCAGACGAUGUUACUCAACAGCAAAGCACCAUCUAAAGAGUGAAUUCCACAUCCAGCCUAAAUUAGACUUUACUCAAUUAGCAGAAAAUGCGUCGAUCAUUGAAAAGAACAUGGUCGACAGAAAUUACGAUACAAUUGACAUGGCACUAUUUACGCAGCUCAACCAGCAACGUUUGAAUCUAUACAAGCACCUUGUUUCACUUAAGACAAGACGCAACGAUCUCUCAUUAGCCACCAGAGCCACCUCAGUCAAAGAAGAGAGAGCAGAGCUUAUCCAGCAAGGAAAGCAAGUAAAGCAAGACAUCAAAUUAUGUGAGGAGCAAUUGAACCAAACAGAGACACAGCUGCUAGAGCAGGGCCUCAUGAUUCCAAACAAUACCCAUCGAAAUUCUCCUAUUGGAUCCGAAGAAAUGGCCCGUAUCAUCAAAGUAGUGGGAACACCCAUCGAAGCUAAGGGCAAAAAGGACCAUGUCACUAUAGCCACCAAGUUAAACAUGCUGGAUCUAGAGCAAGCUGCUGUCACAAGUGGAUCCAGUUUCUAUUAUCUACAAGGCAUGGGCGCAUUUCUAGAAUUAGCAUUGAUCCAGUAUGCAAUGCAUAAAGCGGCCAGCAGAGGUUUUUUGGGCGUCCUGACACCUGACAUUGUCCGAACACAAAUGGCUUAUGGAUGUGGAUUUCAGCCUCGUCGUGGAGAGAGCUCGCAAAUAUACGAUAUUGCUACAAAGUCGUCAGCAGACACUGGAUUAUGUUUAGCCGGCACUGCAGAGAUUCCAUUAGCUGGCAAGUUCGCCACAAAGCUGCUGAACGAACAAGAUUUGCCGCAAAAACUAGUUGGAUUUGGUCAUGCGUUCAGAACAGAGGCUGGUGGACGGGGAUUAGAGACAAAAGGUUUAUAUCGAGUGCAUCAGUUUUCCAAGGUGGAGCUAUUUGCUGUCACUACCCCGGAUCAAAGUGAGGAGAUGAUGGAAGAAAUCAGAUCGUUACAAGAGGAAAUGUUUACAGAGUUGGGCUUAUGCUUUAGAAUUCUGGAUAUGCCCACAGAGGAAUUAGGAGCAAGCGCCUAUAGAAAAUAUGACAUGGAAGCUUGGAUGCCGGGACGAGAGAAAUGGGGAGAGAUAUCAUCUACCUCCAACUGCACAGACUAUCAAUCUCGACGACUGUCAAUUCGUUAUAGGCCCAGAUAUCAGGUAGACAAGAAUACCCAAUUUUGCCACACAUUAAAUGGAACUGCCAUUGCAGUGCCUCGAGUCAUCAUCGCUGUACUGGAGACAUUCCAGCAAGAUGAUGGUUCUGUUCGCGUGCCUGAAGUACUGAGAAGAUGGAUUCCGGGAGAGCCAGAGUAUUUUACGCCCACGAGCAAGUAG